UCUUAAAACUCAAUUCACUCUCUGUCUCUAAUUCACCAACGGAUAAAUCACAUAUCUAUGUUCCAUCCAAGUUUUUGAAGCACACAGCUUCUCCGACCGACCGUUAUGGGCUGCUCACCCUCGAAGCUCGACGGUUUACCAGCCGUAGCUCUAUGCCGCGACCGCUGCAACUCACUGGAGGAGACCCUCCGCCGUAGCUACGCACUAGCCGACGCUCACUCCGCUUAUCUCCUCUCUCUAAACACGGUCGGUCCAUCUCUCCACAGAUUCUUCGAUCAAGCCGUCGUGGAGUCUCCCCCGGAUAUUAACUCCGAAACUUCUUCGCCGGAAUCAUCUUCCCCGGCUCACUCCGUGAGCACCGGCUCAGAUUCCGAUUUGCCUCCAAAAUUCGAUUCCGACUGCGAGGAAGAUGGAAACAAAUGUCAUCUCUUUAGAUAUCCGAAUAAUCAUGAACCGUUCCACUCCCGGAGUUACGAAUCCGGCAUUAACACGCCGCCUCCUCCUCCUCCGAGUAACAACGCUUGGGAUUUUAUCAACUUCUUCGAGAGCUAUGAGUUACCGUACAAUACUACGAAUCUCAAGGAUUUGAAGGAUAAAGAGACCGCUCGUUGUCUUGACGAAGACAAGUCGAAGAAGAAUAACAAGGCUCCCAUUCGCAAAAACGGUGAGAAGAUUAGAACAGAGGAAGACAAGUGUGUCCUAAAAACCUCAGAGAAGAAGAAGAAGAAGAAGAAGAAACUUAAACCGGAGAAAACCAGAAAACCAAAGGAUCGAAACGUUUCUUCGGAUUUCUCGGAAGUCACGAAGCUGUGGCAGGAGAUGUUCAAGAAAGCUUCAGAAGCAGGGAGUGAGGUUUCUAAGAUGUUCGACACUUCCAGAUUCAGAUAUUUUAACCAGAAAACAUCAGCCUUUCAAGCUUCUUCGAAUGUUGUCUACGCAAAGAAGAUGACUCCAGCGGAAGAUUUUGGAUCUAGCUUCAGUAAUCUUUCAUCUACUCUGAAGAAACUUUUCAUGUGGGAGAAGAAACUGUACCAAGAAGUAAAGGCUGAGGAGAAACUCCGCACGUCUCACAUGAAGAGAUGCAAAGAACUGAGGAGAUUGGAAGGGAAAAGUACAGAUGUAAACAAACUGGAAUCAAUUCGUUCUUCGAUUCAGUGUUUGUCUACAAGAAUAACAGUCUCUAUCCAAAUGAUAGACAACAUAUGUCUUAUGAUAAACAAGUUACGCGACGAAGAACUCUGGUCACAAGUGAAAGAAUUGAUCCACAGGUUGUCUGAGAUGUGGAGGUCUAUGCUAGAAUGUCACAGUAGGCAAUCCAGAGUAAUAGCAGAGGCUAAGAAGCUUGAUAAGAUGUCAUUGAAGGGUGAUCUAGACAUAUCUCAGCUUGAGCUUGCCAUGGAGUUGAAGCUGGAGUUGAGAAACUGGAGCCAAAGCUUAUCGAACUGGAUAGAUGCUCAGGCUCAGUAUGUUAAGGCGUUAAACAGCUGGCUGAUGCGGUGUCUGAAGCAAGAGCCUCAAGAACCAACACCAGAUCUCUCAGAAGAGCCACCGUUGUUUGGAGCUGUGAACAGCUGGUCACAGUCCCUAGGGAGAUCAGAUGGUGAAAAGGAAUUUACGGAAGCGGUUUACAAGCUCUUGAUGCAGGUAAGCCGUCAGGUGGAGAAACGAAGGAUUGAACUGGAGGAGGAGCGGAGGAAUGUUAAUGGAGGGGAUAAGGAUGUGGAGAGGAAACUUGUGAUGCUAGAGAAGAAAGAGCAGAAGAUGCAGAGGAAGAUGAAGACGGUGCCAUCUGUUGAAUUUGUGGGGAGUUCGAAUCUGAAGUCUACCAUGGAGGAGAUUUUCAAAUGUGUGGAGAAGUUAUCUACAAACUUAAAGCAGAGUUAUGAGGAACUUGACUUGAUGUGCACGUAAUGCUUCGUUUUUUUGGCUUCCGUUCUUCUACAUUCUUGUCUAUUUUUCUCUUUUGUUCUUGUAGAUUUUAAAGUUUGCUUAUUAAUUUAUUUUGGACAAUCAUAUGUGUAUGCUUUUAGUGAUUUUUGAAAAUUA
Messenger RNA from Raphanus sativus (radish), 2046 nucleotides. Its product is annotated as protein ALTERED PHOSPHATE STARVATION RESPONSE 1. The record is from RefSeq and is a predicted model, not a curated record. The transcript is spliced from 4 exons. Lineage: Eukaryota; Viridiplantae; Streptophyta; Magnoliopsida; Brassicales; Brassicaceae. Bases 106 to 1911 code for a protein of 601 amino acids.